Cephus cinctus (wheat stem sawfly) is the source of this 2719-nucleotide messenger RNA. RefSeq names its product feline leukemia virus subgroup C receptor-related protein 2. Gene Ontology annotation, cellular component: membrane. Gene Ontology annotation, biological process: heme export; transmembrane transport. Gene Ontology annotation, molecular function: heme binding; heme transmembrane transporter activity. NCBI's taxonomy places the organism in Eukaryota, Metazoa, Arthropoda, Insecta, Hymenoptera, Cephidae. The record is from RefSeq and is a predicted model, not a curated record. The transcript is spliced from 7 exons. The coding region runs from base 736 to 2154 and encodes 472 amino acids.
GCAUGCCAGUAUAUCAGGAUUCGUCAUAGACCGUAUAUCGCUGACACAAAUUGUCCAUUGUUUAAAAAUUAAAAAAAAAGAUCCACGCGUGCAAACAGUUUUUGCAUUUGUUAUAUAUUUAACAUUUUUUUUAAAGAUUGUUGUCCAAUCGAAAAACACUUUCUCAUGGAGUUGCAUACGUCAUUGAGAAAUCCCGGAACAACGAAUUUUUGCAAGAAAUUUGUACAUCGUAUUUGGAGUCAUGGAAAGAAGAUCGUAUUUGCAAAUUACAUAAAUAGCUAUGGAAAGAGGUUGUGUCAUUGUAAAAUGAAGCUAUCCUGUAAAAAUAAAGUGUCAUUUUUCUGUAUUGAAACAGUGAAGCCACUUAAACGCCAUAAAGGCCGUGUAAUUUUAUGAGGUAGUCAUUCCGCAUGAGAUUAGUCGAAUCCUAUUGCAAAUACGACAGGUUUCUUGGGAAACGAAGUAAACUGAUAACGGAGUAUAGAUAAGUGGUUGAUGGUAUUCGCUUAUGAUUCCAGUAAAGUUAGACAUCAGAUUGGAAAAGUACCGUUAAUUCAAUUUGUAUCUGUCGUGACAAAGUUCAAGAAGACUAUUGCCUUUUUGAGGGAUUGACAAUGGCUAUAAAGUGAGCUGGCACGCUUUUCCAAAGAAUAGGAUAGUAUCAAAAAUAUAUAAAAUUAAGAUAAAAAAUUGGUAUUUGUUUAAAAGACCAAAGAAUAAUUUGAGACAAAGAAAAUGACAUACCAGGAAUCAGCUAAUGAUUCUCUCGUAGAGAAAAAUUUGACAAAAAUCAUCAACAAGGAAAAUAAGGGAACUGGAAAUAUACCGGAAAUCAAAACGUAUCCCAGAAGAUGGGUAAUGUUAGUGCUCUUCAUCUUCUAUGCGGCUUGUACAGCCUUUCAAUGGAUACAAUACUCCAUUGUUACUAAUAUUAUAAUGACGUAUUAUGGAGUAUCGGCUAAUUCAGUAGACUGGACAUCAAUGACCUUUAUGCUCUACUAUGUACCAUUAGUAUUCCUAGCGUCGCAUUUGACCGAUCGUGCAGGAUUAAGAUGGACUGCCAUAUUGGGAUGUUGCGUCAAUUGCAUUGGUGCAUGGAUAAAAGUCUUCUCGGUUGAACGUGACAGAUUUUGGUUAACAUUCAUCGGUCAAUCGUUUGUAGCUACGACACAGGUUGUAGUACUUCCUAUGCCUGGUAGACUGGCUGCGCAUUGGUUCGGUGCUAAUGAAGUGUCCACGGCCACGUCUUUAGGUAUAUUUGGCUCUCAACUUGGAAUCGCUCUUGGUUUUGUACUGACGCCUAUAGUGGUUAGAAAACAUGAGAAUUUGGAUGAUAUCGGCGUUGACCUUUCAAAAUUAUUUUGGGGAGUGGCUAUAAUAUCGACCAUCGCUACCAUAUUGGUUAUAAUAUUCUUUCAGGAGGAGCCGAAGCUCUCACCGAGUCAGACACGCGCGCUUCAAAAGGCCACCCGAUCCGAGAACAAGGAGGGAUUCGUUGAGCCGAUGAAGAGACUCUUCAGGAACAAGUGUUUUCUCAUUCUGUGCAAUUCGUAUGGAAUGAAUAUCGGUGUUCUCAAUGCGAUUGCGACGCUCCUCAAUCAAAUUAUUCUCCUGCAUUUCAAGAAUGCAGAAAGGGAUGCUGGCUGGAUUGGUUUGUCGAUAAUAGUAACGGGAAUGUUUGGUGCUGUCACGUUUGGUGUCAUAUUGGACAAGACACAUAAAUUCAAAGCAACUGCAGUGAUCGUAUAUUUUUUGACGCUGUGUGGUCAAAUAUGCUUUGCUGUUGCUUUAUGGGUCGGUAUUAAAUGGAUGGUUUAUGUCGCAGCGUCCUUUCUUGGAUUCUUCAUGUCUGGAUAUCUGGCGCUUGGAUACGAUUUGUGUGCGGAGUAUACGUAUCCGGAAGCUGAAGGAAUCUCUACGGGAAUCUUGAACGUUGCCAAUAAUAUUUACGGCGUCUUACUUGUUUUGAUUUUCGGAAAACUCAUGGACACUUAUGGGGACAUGGCAGUCCAUAUUGGUUGUUGCAUAGCAUUGUUGGCUGGACUAAUCAUGACCAUUUUCACUAAGGAUGUUCAAAGGCGUCAAGAUACUCGAAACGCAGUUACAUAUAAAGGCGUCCUUACAGCGGAAUGCAAGGAUAGCGACAAGAAAUAAUAGAAAUCAUUAGAUUUUCAAUAUUUUUAGAAACUUUUACAAUUCUUCAUGAGGACAAGAAUUCUCUUGUUAUUUGUUUGAUAAAAGAAAGAAAGAUCUUUAUAAGAAUAAUAUUUAUUCGUACGCCCGUACACGUAAGCUGUAACUUGGAUGUGGCUAUUAUCACUGUACAAAAAUAGACUACACGUAUACUGUACUCGUAGAAAUUAUAUGAUAGGCUGGUCGAAUGCUUGACUGACGGUAGUUCACCUCUUUUAUAUCUAGGGACUAGUGAACAAGCAACAUGAGACUAGACAGUGAAACUGUCGUCAAAGAGAUACGCCUUUCUUAACUAUGGCAUCUACGUAGACAAUUUAGCUGGAAGUGGGAGCAAGGUUUCUGUUCUGAGCCGAAAAGUAAAUAGCGCCGUGUAGUAUGUGAACAAGAGAAAAGUGCAUGCGUGGUAGUAAACAUAUUAUUAAUCAUUUAGAUUUCUUUAUAACUAAUAUCGUUCCACCGAUAUAUAAAAGAUAUAAAAUUAGAGAUUUCUACUCUUAACUGAAAAAAUAAAAAUGUUUAUAACUAA